AUGUUGUUUGCUGUAUGGAAACACCUCCCUCAGAUUCCAGUAGCAAGCUUGGAGCUUCUUCUAACAAGCGACCUGCAUGUUGAGACUGAUGAAGGAGAAAAAGCCAAGAGUGUCAAGAGAGCUUCAGUUUCUGAUGGCGAGACCAAGGCAAACUGUUUCCAGCGAAUUUGGUCCGAGGAAGAUGAGAUUGCUUUGUUACAAGGGAUCGUGGACUACAAAGAGACUAGUGGGUUAGACCCUUUUAAUGGUGAGAGGAAGGCUUUGUAUGAUCUCCUGAAGCCUCAUAUCAGUGUCAGUGUCACAUCAGUUCAGUUCUUUCAGAAGAUAAGGACGCUGAAAAAGAAGUUUAAGAAAGAGAAGAAUAAAGGCUCCAAGCCUAACAAUCAAAAGUUGUUUCAUCUGUCGAAGUUGAUUUGGGGAGAUGAAGAGAUCAGCUAUGCCGAGAAAGAUGAGUUGAAGACUGGUGAGGGGAGGAAGAGGAGUGUGUUUCAGUUGUGGAGGCAUUAGUUCGGCUUGGUAUGGAUGGUCGUGCACCAAAAAUUACUUCAUCACGAGACAGUAGCGUACAUUCGAAAUUCAUCUCCACAACUUGUCAGUUAUGCAGCACAGGUCCAUUGUUUCCUCUGACCACUAGACCAGCUACACCACUGUACUUUGUGAUCUUGCACAGCCGUCGUGUCUCUUAGUAUGAAGUCGCAGGUUCCACUAGAACCAGUGGUGAAGCUUGGUGUAUAAACCGGCCAGAGAGUAUUAAUUUGAUUAUCCAUGAUUAAUGUGUGAAUGGGACGAACUAGUCUAUGGUUAAUCACCAUCUAUAGAGUUUGAGGAACAUCUUAGCCUUGCACAUGAGGAAUUACUAGUUAAUCCUCGUUUAGUGAGUCUGGACCAUGAUCAUAGUUUUCAGCUCUUUUUUAACCAUUCUUUCGUUUCUGGGUUAUGGUUUAACUUGGUGAUUUUGUUGAGGAUUGCUCCUAUAUUUAUCACUGAUUCUUCUAAAUUAUUAGGUUGGUACUCCCUUUCUUUGCAUAAUGCUUUCUGAAAGGACAUGCAUGUUUCUAUAUAUGACCAGACAUUCUCCCCUCAAAGUUGAAGAUCACGCAUCAAUGAUUUCACAUGAGAACCAACAAGACAAGUCCCCUCGGCUAGAGAUGUGCAACUGAAGAGAAAGAACACGGUUUGGACUCUGUGUUGUGUUUGUGCAAACAUAGAGAAGCAAUAAAAACUGGAACUGUAGCCACCUUUUGGCUUCUCAGACGUUACAUGAAAAUGUGAUGAAAUCUAAUACUUUAUAUUGCCUUCGUUUAAAAACCAAAUCUCUGCAAUUUAAGAAAUAAAAGGUCCUAGAAAUUUUUGUAAAACCUGUCUAGAAAAAUAAAAUGAAAACCA
This is a messenger RNA of Brassica rapa (field mustard), 1386 nucleotides long. Its product is annotated as transcription factor STKL2-like. Gene Ontology annotation, cellular component: nucleus. Gene Ontology annotation, biological process: regulation of DNA-templated transcription. The record is from RefSeq and is a predicted model, not a curated record. NCBI's taxonomy places the organism in Eukaryota, Viridiplantae, Streptophyta, Magnoliopsida, Brassicales, Brassicaceae.